Messenger RNA from Ochotona princeps (American pika), 1791 nucleotides. RefSeq names its product zona pellucida glycoprotein 1 (gene ZP1). Gene Ontology annotation, molecular function: structural constituent of egg coat; acrosin binding. Gene Ontology annotation, cellular component: egg coat. NCBI's taxonomy places the organism in Eukaryota, Metazoa, Chordata, Mammalia, Lagomorpha, Ochotonidae. The transcript has 12 exons. The record is from RefSeq and is a predicted model, not a curated record. Bases 1 to 1791 code for a protein of 596 amino acids. Gene Ontology annotation, biological process: binding of sperm to zona pellucida; prevention of polyspermy.
AUGGCCGCAGGUCUCCGGGUGGCCCUGCUACUGUUGGUGGUCACCUCCCUGGGGCUGAGUCAGCGGCCACACCCUGAGCCCAGCCUCCCAGCUCUCCAGCACAGCUACGACUGUGGGAGCCGGGGCAUGCAACUGCUGGUACCCCCGAGGCCAGGCCGGACUAUCCGUUUCAAGGUGAUGGAUGAAUUUGGGAACCGGUUUAAGGUAGACAACUGCUCCAUCUGCUACCACUGGGUCAGCUCCGAGCCCCAGGAACCUGCGGUCUUCUCAGCUGAUUACAAAGGCUGCCACGUGCUGGAGAAGGACGGGCGUGCCCACCUGAGGGUGGUCAUAGAAGCUGUGCUGCCCGACGGCAGAGUGGAGGUCGCAUGGGAAGUUGUUCUGAUCUGUCCCAAGCCGGACCACACCUGGCCCCCCACCAUGUCCCCAUUUUCUACUCCUUUCCGCCCCUCCUUGGAUCAUGCCUUCCCCAGCUCACUGCACCUGGAGCACAGCUUCUGGCUUCCAGCAGCUGCUGAGCCCUCCUUGGGACCGAGCUCCACCUCCACUACCCUGGUUCCAGUGGAACACUGGCAAGUGGACCAGCCAGAUGCCGUAGGUAGCCAUCUGCCCCAGGCACAGUGCCAAGUGGCCUCUGGACACAUCCCCUGCACAGUGAACAGAAGCGCCAAGCAGGCCUGCGAGCAGGUUGGCUGUUGUUAUGACAGUACCAAGGAGGUGCCCUGCUACUAUGGCAACACAGCUACUCUGCAAUGUUUCCGAAAUGGUUCCUUUACCUUGGUCGUGUCCCGAGAAAUGGCCCUGGCACACACAGUCACCCUGGCCAACAUGCACCUGGCCUAUGCCCCCAGCCGCUGCCCCCCAGCCCAGAAGACCAAUACUUUCGUGGUCUUCCACGCCCCCCUCACCCACUGUGGUACCACAGUCCAGGCGAUUGGGAGGCAGCUCAUCUAUGAGAAUCAGCUGGAGUCCAACAUCGACAUCCAGAAGGGGCCUCAGGGCUCCGUCACGCGGGACAGCUCCUUCCAGCUUCACAUCCGCUGUAUCUUCAAUGCCAGUGACUUCCUGCCCAUCCAGGCAGAUGUCUUCUCGCCCCGAUUGCCUGCCCCUGUGACUCAGUCUGGCGCCCUGAGGCUGGAGCUACGGAUUGCCAAGGAUGAGACGUUUAGCUCCUUCUACGAGGAGGGGGACUAUCCCCUGGUGAGGCUGCUCCGGGAGCCGGUGCACGUGGAGGUGCGACUGCUGCAGAGGACGGACCCCAGGCUGGUGCUGCUUCUACACCAGUGCUGGGCCACUCCUGGUGCCAACCCCUUCCAGCAGCCCCAGUGGCCACUCCUAAAAGAUGGGUGUCCGUUCAAGGGCGACAGCUACAGAACACAAGUGGUGGCCUUAGACAGGGCAGCGCUGCCCUUCUGGUCUCACUACCAACGUUUCACGGUGGCCACCUUCACCCUCCUGGACUCUGCUGCUCAGAGAGCCCUCAGGGGACAGGUUUACUUCUUCUGCAGCGCCUCAGCCUGCCACCCCUCGGGGCUGGAGACCUGCUCGGCUGUGUGUCGUUCGGGGACUGCACGGCGCCGACGAUCCCCUGUGAGACCCUUGGACAUUGUGAGCUCUCCAGGGCCGGUGGGCUUCCAGGACUCUGCCAGGCAAGAGCCCACAGGUUCCGGCAGCAUCUCCAGCCUGAAGCCUCUGCUCUGGGUUGCCCUGGUGCCGCUGGCUGCUGCUCUCAUCCUGGGGGUCGGUGUCUUUGUGGGCCUGAAAGCUCCAGGAAGAUCACAAACUCAAUAA